Messenger RNA from Momordica charantia (bitter melon), 2509 nucleotides. RefSeq lists its product as uncharacterized. NCBI's taxonomy places the organism in Eukaryota, Viridiplantae, Streptophyta, Magnoliopsida, Cucurbitales, Cucurbitaceae. The record is from RefSeq and is a predicted model, not a curated record. Gene Ontology annotation, biological process: protein phosphorylation. Gene Ontology annotation, molecular function: protein kinase activity; receptor serine/threonine kinase binding; ATP binding.
GAAUUCGCCGGGAUUGUACGAACUCAGGCUGUUCAGUAACCGGCUUACCGGCGAGUUACCGAGAAAUCUUGGAAAGAACUCGCCGUUAAGAUGGAUCGACGUUUCAGACAACCAGUUUUCAGGCGAAAUCCCGGAGUAUUUGUGCGAGAAGGGAGAGUUGGAGGAGCUACUGAUGAUUAACAACCAGUUUUCCGGGCUACUUCCGUCGGGUCUAGGUGAGUGCGAGAGUCUGACUCGGGUGAGGUUGGGUUACAAUCGGUUAUCCGGCGAGGUACCGGCCGGAUUUUGGGGGCUACCACAUGUGUAUCUGCUGGAGCUGGUGAGUAACUCGUUCUCUGGAAAGAUUUCUGAUACAAUUGCCACUGCGAGGAACCUUUCGAUUUUCAUUAUCUCUAAGAACAACUUCACCGGAACUAUUCCGGCAGACCUGGGGCAGUUGAAUAAUCUUGUGAAGUUUUUAGCGACUGAUAACAAACUCGACGGAUCGUUACCAGGGAGUCUUGUGAAUCUCAGACACCUUUCGAGUUUGAAUCUUCGAAAUAAUGAACUCUCUGGUGAACUUCCCAGUGGAAUCAAGUCCUGGAAGAAUCUCAACGAACUCAACUUAGCCGACAACGAAUUUACCGGUGAAAUCCCUGAAGAAAUUGGGAACUUGCCCGUUCUUAAUUACCUUGAUCUGUCCGGAAAUCUGUUUUCUGGGGACAUCCCGCUUGGGUUUCAGAAUUUGAAACUCAAUGUGCUCAAUUUAUCAAACAAUCACUUAUCAGGUGAUCUCCCUCCGUUUUUAGCCAAAGAAAACUACAGAAAUAGCUUUUUGGGAAAUCCAGGUAUAUGUGGAAAUUUUGAAAGUUUGUGCAACAGUAAAGGUGAAGCAAAAAGUGAAGGCUAUCUCUGGUUGCUGCGAUCGAUCUUCUUCCUAGCUGGUAUCGUGUUUAUCGUCGGCGUUGUAUGGUUUUACCUCAAAUACAGAAAGUUUAGGAUGGCGAAGAAAGAAAUGGAGAAGGGAAAGUGGACACGGAUGUCCUUCCACAAGUUGGAUUUCAGUGAAUAUGAGAUCUUGGAUUGCCUUGAUGAAGACAACAUCAUAGGCAGUGGAUCUUCUGGUAAAGUUUACAAGGUUGUUCUCAACAAUGGGGAAGCUGUGGCCGUGAAGAAGCUGUUUGGAGGGAUGAGGAAAGAAGGCGAAAAAGGCGAUGUUGAGAAGGGUCAAGUUCAAGACGACGGCUUCGAAGCAGAAAUCGAUACUCUGGGUAAGAUUAGGCACAAGAACAUUGUGAAGUUAUGGUGUUGCUGUAUUACCAGAGACUACAAGCUUUUGGUAUAUGAAUAUAUGUCUAAUGGAAGCUUGGGAGAUCUGCUUCACAGUAGUAAGAAAGGACUGUUAGAUUGGCCUACAAGGUUUAAGAUAGCUUUGGAUGCUGCAGAAGGGCUUUCUUACCUUCACCACGACUGUGUCCCUCCGAUUGUACACCGAGAUGUCAAGUCUAACAAUAUCUUGUUGGAUGGAGAUUUUGGGGCGCGGUUGGCUGAUUUCGGUGUAGCUAAGGUCAUCGAUUCAUCUGGGAAGGGGCCUAAAUCCAUGUCUGUCAUUGCAGGAUCUUGUGGUUACAUCGCCCCUGAGUAUGCUUAUACACUCCGAGUAAACGAGAAGAGCGACAUAUACAGUUUCGGCGUGGUCAUCCUCGAGCUAGUCACCGGGAGGCUCCCAAUCGAUCCUGAGUUUGGGGAGAAAGACUUGGUGAAAUGGGUAUGCUUCACAUUAGAUCAAGACGGGAUUGACAAGGUUAUAGACUCGAAAUUGGAGAGUUGUUUCAAGGAAGAAAUAUGCAGAGUCCUCCAAAUUGGGCUGGUGUGCACCAGCCCUCUCCCCAUCAACCGCCCAUCAAUGAGAAAAGUAGUAAAAAUGCUGCAAGAAGUUGGUGCAGAGAACCAGUUAAAAACCUUCACUAAAGAUGGGAAGUUAACUCCUUACUAUUACGAAGAUGCUUCAGAUCAGGGAAGUGUAGCAUAGAAGAACAGUAAAUCACAGUUUGAUCGCAUUGAAAAAUCUUCCAGUCCAUACAAAAUUUCUCAAGUUUUUCAACUCCCCAUAUUCCCGCUGGUUWGGUUUUUCUUUAAAUGGAAAAGAAAUUCAGGUGAAACAAAAAGGGAAGAAGAUUUCCAUGGCGGAGGACUCUGAGAAGAUGCCAGAAAUAGCAAUAGUUGAGAGCGAUGUGUAUGUAAAUUUGUUUGCUUUGCUGAUGCCGAUUGGUGUUCCUUCUCUUUAUCUAACAUCACUGUAGUGAAAUUUUACAUACCGAAGAAAAUGGUGGUUUUCUUUUUGUUCAGAAACUCUACAGUCUAGAGCAGGAAAUUCUAGUUUUGAUUUAAGAAUUGUGAGAAGAUCCAAAAGAGAAUCUUCAUCAAUUAAUUCCAUGUGAUGCCUGCUCUCGUGGGCUCUGGACCAUGUCUGUUUUGAUCAAUGACAUCAAAAAUAUCAAUAUCGACAAAAGUAGAUAAGUUAAUUUAA